UUGAGUCCACCCAAAACUCAGACCAUAUAGGGAAAAUUACAAGAAGGGCUCUAAAAAAUAGGUUGCAGUUUUUGGGUGGGAAGAAAAUUGAGGGAGAAGAAUUAGGGACAGAAUCAGUCCGUAAUGGCUGUAACAAGUACUGCUGCUGCUCAGCUGAGAUGUUUACGGCCUAAUCUCUCUAAUCUAAGGCCUCUGUAUCGGUUUUCUGGUGAUUAUGCCCCAAGAUUUCUAGCCAUGGCAACGCCACAAAAGGUAAACAAAUACGAUAGCAAAUGGGAAAAAAAAUGGUUUGGUGCAGGCAUCUUCUAUGAAGGCAGCGAAGAAGUCGAAUUUGAUGUGUACAAGAAGUUGGAAAAGAGCAAAGUCCUAAGCAAUGUGGAAAAGGCGGGAUUGUUGUCAAAGGCUGAGGAAUUUGGCAUCACGCUUUCAUCCAUAGAGAAACUGGGCUUAUUUUCCAAAGCAGAGGAUUUGGGCCUGCUUAGCUUACUGGAAAAGGCUGCCGGGUCUUCGCCGUCCGACUUAGCCUCGGCGGCACUGCCGAUUUUGGUGGCCGCCAUUGUGGCCAUUGUGGUGAUUCCCGAUGAUUCCGCAGGCCUCGUGGCGGUGCAAGCGGUGGUGGCCGGUGCACUUGGGGUUGCUAGUGCUGGGCUUUUCAUUGGAGCCGUACUUUUGGGUGGGUUACAAGAGGCCGAGUGAGAACUUCUCUAAUGUACGUAACUUACAACUAUUAUAUUAUUUUGGGAUAGGAGAAAAAAAAAAAAAAAGAGGAGUUCCCCCGGGGGGCUUGAAGGUAAAAAAUGAAGAAUAUGCUUGGUUUUGGUAAUUUACUUUGUCAUAUUUUCAUCUUUGGCCAAAUACAAUUAAUUCCCUUUAGGGGCUGCCUUUAGGGUCAAUUGAGAUCCAAUUUGUUAAUACUUGCACAAUUCAAGGAGUAAUUCGCCAUUGUUUUUGAGUUGCAUCA
Coffea arabica (coffee) is the source of this 961-nucleotide messenger RNA. RefSeq lists its product as uncharacterized. The record is from RefSeq and is a predicted model, not a curated record. Lineage: Eukaryota; Viridiplantae; Streptophyta; Magnoliopsida; Gentianales; Rubiaceae.